This is a messenger RNA of Didymodactylos carnosus, 6693 nucleotides long. The record is from the annotation of a GenBank genome assembly. Lineage: Eukaryota; Metazoa; Rotifera; Eurotatoria; Philodinida; Philodinidae.
AUGAGUUCUAAGUCGAGACCAAGAUGUUUCUUUGACGUUAAAAUCGACGAUAAAGAAGUUGGUCGCAUUAUAUUCGAAUUAUUUAGUGAAAAAUGUCCAAAGACCUGCGAAAAUUUUCGAUCAUUAUGUACUGGCGAAUGUGGAAGUGGAUUAACAACAUAUAAAAAACUACAUUACAAAGGAUGUUGUUUUCAUCGUGUUGUCAAAGAUUUUAUGAUACAAGGCGGUGAUUUUUCAGAGGGUAAUGGAACAGGUGGAGAAUCAAUCUAUGGCGGGUGUUUCCCCGAUGAAAACUUUGAUCUAAAACAUGAUCGUCCCUAUUUAUUAUCAAUGGCCAACCGUGGCCGAGACACGAACGGAAGUCAAUUUUUCAUUACAACAGCUCCAGCACCUCAUUUAGAUGGUAUACACGUUGUGUUUGGUCAAGUGAUUACUGGUCAAAAUUUAAUAAAACAAAUUGAAAAUUUACCAGUUGACACGAAUAAUCGACCAAAAUCUAAUGUGACGAUUUCACAUGCUGGUCAACUUGUAUUAGUUAAAAAAAAUGAAAAGUCAAAAAAACGUAAAAAGGAUACGGGUGAUAGUGAAAACCGGCGAAGUCGUUCGGAUUCAAGUUCAAGUUCAUCGUCAUCAUCAAGUUCAACAACGGUCAGUGAAACAAGUGUCGAUGAAUCAGCAACCACGACAGCAGCAGUCAUUGCAGGGACAAAUAAUUUAGAAGAUAUUGGUGAUGAAAAUGACGAAAUUCCACCAAAAACAAAAAAAGAAAAGAAAAAAUUAAGUAAAAAAAAAAAGAAGAAAGAAAAACACCGUAAAAAGAAAAAGUAUGCAAAAAAAUUGGCUAAAUUAGCAAAAUUAAACGAACAAGAUGAUCACAAAGGUGAAGAAGAUCCGCUACAAGAACUAGAGGCCAAAAAAAAAAUAUCAAAUGAAAAUGAAGUUUCCGGGCGCGAAAUGAUGGGAUUGAAAACAAUGAUCGAUCCAGAAGAAGUACCAGAAAUUCCUACACAAAAAUUUUUACUGAGAAAUGUUGGUGAUGGACCAGCACAACAACAAGAUCAAAGUGAUCAAGAUAAACAAACGUCCUACAAUGAUACAAAUCAAAGGCAAACGCGUACUCAACGUUAUGAUCGUUAUUAUCAAAAAAAAGAUGCCAAUGGUAGACCUGUUAAAGGUCGUGGAAACUUGCGAUACACUGGUCGAAGUCAUUCGCGUUCUAUAACUCCACCUCACUGGCGUUCGGCAUUACGAGAUCGUGUACGUCUUGAGGAGAGAAAAAACGAAAUGAUUACAAGUGCAAAUAAUAUAGCUGUUGAAUCACAGGGCAGCGCAAACAUCAGCUCCAAUGAGAUUUCUGAUGAACAUAAUCAAAGUUUAAAGCGUCCAUAUUCUCGUACAAAUACUGAAGGUGAGUUACAAGGCCAAAGACAACAUUCGUCAUAUGAAAAUCAAGAGAACGAAGAUGUUAUUGAAGCUAAUUUGAGUAAACGUUCAAAACGAAAUGAGAGUUUUUCUAAAACAUCUCAAAAACAAUCAAUUCCAAGUGUUAUUCGACGAACGUCACAAGAAAAAUCACCACCAAAACAAUCCUAUCAUAAUCACCAGCAACAUUAUCGAAGUGAGAGAGGAGAUAGGGAUCGACACCAUCAUCGAACAUCAACACGACACGCAGAUGAUGAAUCAACCAAUGAGAAUAAUACAAGAAAUACAAAACAUAACGAAAAAAAUAAGCCGGAGAGCAGUAAAGAACAAGCUGGUACAACAACGUCGACAAAUAUAGAUGCAGAAUUAUCUAACAUAGCCAAAAGUCAACAACAGUCAUCCUCGGGUAAUGUUCGUCGUUCUCGUUCAAAUUCACCAGCGGCUAUGGACCAUCGUCGUACAGAUUCUUCACGUGGAACAAAAGACGACCGAUACCAACGAAAAGACUCUUCCUAUCGUCAUCAGCAGGAUUCUAGGGAAGAUCGAAAUUAUCCAAGUAGCACUGCCAAUAAUAGAAAAGAAUCAGAUUCUCACCAUCGUUCAUCAUAUCGCAGUAACCGUGAGAAAGAGCGAGACCGUGAAUCACCGAAAAGAACAAAUCGUUCACCUUAUCAUUCAUCCUCUUCUCGACGCUAUGCAGAACAUCGGCGUACACCUUCACCGUCAAAAGGUGAUCAUGGAGUCAGAAAAACAACAGAAAAUAAAUCACCAGCGAAGCAGCAACACCAACAACAAGCACAGGUUGAACCGACACAAAAUAUGAUUUCCAAUAAUAGUACUUCUGUACUAAGUGAAGAAAAUACCUCAACCGACCCAUCCCGCGAUCAUGUUUCUUCAAUCAUAGCAGCAUUACGAGAAGUGGCUCAUCAGCCCCCUCCUCCGCCUCCUCCGCCACCGUCUGCUCCAGUCAUUUCAAAUAUGCAAGUUCCUGUUCAAUCUGCAACAACAAAAUCUCGAAGUCGUUGGGAGAAUGCCGAAGAUUUUACGUUUCGCCAAAUUGUUGCAAGUGCAACAGUCUUGGCCAGUGCCACUGCUCAUCAUACGUCCGAUAAUGAAAUGUCCCUUGAAGAUGAAUUGAGAAUGAUUGCGAAAUCCUCGGGUACAUCAGCACCUACAGUCGCCGAAACUAAUUUAUUCCACGAAAUACAGCAGCAACCAAUCUAUCGUGAAGAUAUUCCAGUCAAAUAUAGCGAACAUGAAGAGCCAAAACAAAAGACAAAUAAACCUAUAGAUGUUUCCCAAACUAAAAGUCCGUCGUCCACGACAAAGUCAAAAUGGGAUGACGAUGAAGAAGAGAACUAUAAUAAAAUGGACGUCCAAGUACACCCGGCGCGAACGGAAGAAAAAGUACAACGACCUCAACAUGAGCAAAUUUUCCGCACAAAAUCUCCACAGAGAAGUGAAAAAACGAAAAGUAUGGGCGAUUCAGAUGUUGGUGAUUUAGAUGAACAGAAUGAAAGAGAGAAUAAGAACAAACCAGAAAAGUUGAACGUUUCAGAGAAGAGUGAAGCUUCAUCGAAACGUUCCCGAAACAACUCUUCUGCCGAUAAAUAUUCACCAUCGAAAAAAUCUCAUCGUAGUCGUUCAAAAAGCCCACCAGCUUCAGUUUCGAAAGAAUCAUCUUCUAAAGUUGGAAAAUCUACUACACCGAGUAAAAAACGUGACGCUUCUACAUCGUCCACAUCAUCAAGCAAUUCAUCAAAAUCUUCAACUUCAAAAGGUUCGAAAGCAAGUGACGGUGAUAAAGGCAAAAGAGCACAAAACAAAUCUUCGCCUCAAAAACCAACCUCAAAAUCGUCUUAUCGUAGCGAUCGUGGUGAUCGAGACAGACGAGAUCGCGACAGACGUUCCAGAAGUCGUAAUCAUUAUCGUUCAUCGUAUAACUCGUCAUCAUCACGUGCAAGAAACUAUUAUGAUUCGGGUGAGUUUGAAGAGUAUUCUCUACUAAAACAAUUGUUUGAAGACGAGUUUGCUAGAUCCUCAAAAGUACUGUUGUCACCAGUUGAGGGUCAUGACUAUGAUCGAGGUUAUGGUGGUGGCAGUAGCAGUAAACGAUACGAAAACAGUCGACGAAAUGACUAUGGCGACAGAUAUCAUGACGAUAGACACCACAGUGACAUAAGAUCAGAUCGACAUCGUGACAAAGAUUAUGAGAGAGACAGAGGUCGAGAUCGUCAUUUAGAUCGAAACGACAGAUCAUCUGGUCGGCGACGUACAUCAUCUCGGGAUCGAGAUCGUCGUACUGAUUUGGAAAGAAAAGGGAGAAAAUCAUCUACUUCCACGGUUGAAAAAAACAAAAAUGUCGAAAAAAAACCAACAUUGAGCCAUUUAGAACAAAUGACUGAACAAAAACCAGUUUCUGACGGCUCAUCUUCAUCCGAUUCCUCUUCGAGAUCAUCGUCGUCUGAUUCUUCGGCUUCUAGCAGAGAAUCGCCAAAUCAUUCGAAACGAGAUUCAGAUAAAACUACAACAGAAAAAAAAGGAAAAGAGAAGUUGUCAUCACCACACCACAAACAUGGUAGUCAUCAUCGACAUCAUAGAUCGAACUCCAAUGAAGAUCUGAAAACGUCAAAAAAGUCGUCUGAUUCGACAACUCCAUCCAAAUCUAGAGGCGAAACUGAGAUUUUUGACACAGAUUAUGAAACCGCACAACCACGUAUCGUACAACCGGAGAGAAAAAUUCGUAUUGAACUUUCAUUCGACAAACAAACACCUCAUCCACCACCUGAAACACCUCCAUCCUCACCACCUCCAUCACCAACAAAUGAAGAAAACCAGCAGAAACUACACACGUUAAUAGAUCCGGAUGUAUCAUUUAUUUCAACAACAACAACGGUUACAGAAACAACAACGACUACAAUCACUAAGGAAAGAUACGUGGGUGAACGACAGGAUGAAGACAUGGAAUUGAGUGAUACUGAAAGAAGUCCAGAACAGCAACAUUAUCAAAGAAAACAAGAGAGAAUACACUCCUCACCAUCAAGUGAAGCUAAUGUACAAUUGGAUUCGGAAUUUUUUUCAAAUGAUGUAUCACAACCAAAAAAAAGACAAACAGAAUCAAAUUCACAUAAACAAAGUCAACAACUUUAUUCAUCGGAUAAUGAAAAUGAUAACAGUAUGGAUUUAGAUAGUGUACCAUUACCCACAGAUGAAUCAAACAGAAUAAAAAAUGACGAGAGUAGAAAACAACAACAGCGUUCAAGAAAUCGAACUUCAGAUUCAAACUUUUCGCAUGAUAGAAAAGAAGAAAGAAAACAACGUCGAUCUAAAACACCUUCACCGUCACCACGACGUGUUUCAAAACAAGAAACAAAACCAAGACAACAUUUGAGUGAGAGUGGCGAAGAACAAGAGAUACAACGUCGACAUCAACACCGAAAAGCUGAUGAAGCAAUAGAAAAAAGUGAACAAGUUAAGUCAAAUACCGACUCAAAGCAGAAUGAGAUUUCAUCUAACAGAUCGUCCAAACAUGCGGAUUAUUCACAAGAACCUCAGAGAGAUACAAAGUUGUCAAAUACUGUUUCGUCACAUCAGAGCACGAAAGUCGAUGUUUUACCAUCUAAUAAAGAACAACAACAACAUGAUAAACCAUCUCAAAAAGGUCGAAGUUCACGCUCAUCAUCCGCCAGUUCGAGUUCCUCUUCGAGUUCUCAUUCUUCAUCCGGAAGUAAUCUGUUUUGUUUAAAUCAUGUUUGUUUUGAAAUGAUGUUUAGUGCUUCGCCGAUAACUGAUAGUUCAACUGGUUAUUCUUCCAACUCAACUAGCGAUAAUAGAUCAACAACCACAAUGUCUUCUGCCACGAAUCUUUCAUCACCAACAACGCCUUCUUCUACUUCUACUUCUACUUCUUCCUCUUAUAUCACUCGUCCUCGAAUAUUAUUAACCGGCUUACGUCGUAGUGGUAAAACAUCAAUACAAAAAGUGAUAUUCAAUAAAAUGCAACCAUUAGAAACAAAAUUUUUAGAAUCAACUAAACAAAUGCUAACAACUGAUUUUACAUGUGGAUCAUUUAUUAAUUUUCAAUUACAAGAAAUACCUGGACAAUUAUCAUUAUUUAAAGAUCAAGAUACAUUAAAUAUUGAACGAUUAUUAAAACAAUGCAAUGCUGUUGUUUAUAUUAUAGAUGCUCAAGAUGAUUAUCAAGAAUCGAUUCAACGUUUAAUAUUAAUUAUUCAAAAUGGUCAUCGUGUUAAUCCUCGAAUACGCUAUGAAAUAUUUAUUCACAAGGUCGAUGGUCUAGUAGAAGACACAAAAAUAGAAACACAGCGUGAUAUUCAUAAUCAAGUAUGUGAUCGGUUAGAAGCUACGAAUAAUAGAGCCGCCGGUAUUAAUAAUACUAGUGAUGGACAGAUUUCAUCCACGUAUCUGGAUGCAUAUGAUAUUCUAAUUACUUUUCAUUUGACAUCAAUAUUUGAUCAUAGUAUAUUUGAAGCAUUCUCAAAAGUUGUACAAAAAUUAUUACCACAAUUUCACUCGUUGGAAAGAUGUUUAAAUUUAUUAUUGAGUAGUUCAAAUAUUGAACAAGCAUUCUUAUUUGAUGUGCAAACAAAAAUUAGCAUUGCCAAUGACUCAUCACCAACUGAUAUGCAAAUGUAUGAACUAUGUUGUGAUAUGAUUGAUUUAUUAUUGGAUUUAUCAAAUAUUUACGGGUUACCACCAAAUAAAGAACGAGCAGCUAAUGAUAGUCCUGUUGAAUCUGAUUCUGAAGAUUCAGCAUACCCGGAGGAACCUGCUAAUUUCUGGGAUCAGCAUGGUAUGGGUAAUGGUAUGAAUGGUGAUGAUGAUGAUCUACCUCAAGAUAUGAAUUAUAAUAGUCAUAAUGGAAAUUCACCCCAAACUGAAUCUAUUGAUGAUGAUAUCAUAAGUACAACUCCCACCCAACCAACAUCGGCACGUUUAACGCCUCCUACUCAUACUGGUGGAAUUGUUCAUCAUACAACAUCAGCUCCUGCCUUCUCCGUAUUUGAUAGUAUGUCAUCAUCUAUUAUCAAAUUAACUGGCGGUCGUGCUUUAUAUUUAAAAGAAAUCAAUCGUCAUCUAGCCUUAAUAUGUAUCCUUCGAGAAGAAGCAUUGACCAAACAAGCUAUUAUUGAUUAUAAUGUAAAACAAUUGAAAAAAGCAAUCAUUAAUAUAUUCAAAUUAAACUCAAAAGGAAACAAUCAUAAUAAUCAAAAUAUCAUACAACAAGAUAUGACUGAUAUUAUUAAUUAA